This is a messenger RNA of Cannabis sativa, 1547 nucleotides long. RefSeq lists its product as uncharacterized. Bases 153 to 1244 code for a protein of 363 amino acids. The transcript is spliced from 2 exons. The record is from RefSeq and is a predicted model, not a curated record. NCBI's taxonomy places the organism in Eukaryota, Viridiplantae, Streptophyta, Magnoliopsida, Rosales, Cannabaceae.
GGGAACAAAUUCUCCAACAAGUUCAACUUGUAGAUUUUAAGUAUGGAAAGACGCAAAAAAAUAAAAAAACUAAUGGUUGUUUUCAAAGAAAGUCAAUCUUCUUUCGUCUUCCAUAUUGGAAAAGUCUACUAGUUCGACAUUGUUUGGAUGUCAUGCAUAUUGAAAAAAAUGUGUGUGAGAGUAUUAUUGGUACCUUACUUGAUAUUCCCGGCAAAACUAAGGACGGUCUAAAUAGUCGUUUAGAUCUCGUUGAAAUGGGUAUACGACAAUCUACGGCACCCGAGAAGAAAGGUGAACGUUUAUAUUUGCCUCCUGCUUGUUUCACUUUAUCCAAAAAAGAGAAACAAACAGUUUGCAAAUCACUUGCAAAUAUGAAAGUACCCGAUGGUUACUCGUCUAACAUCAAAAACUUGGUGAAUGAGACUGAAUUGAAACUAAUGGGUCUGAAAUCACAUGAUUGUCAUGCGUUAAUGCAACAUCUACUUCCAAUUGCCAUUAGAUCAGUCUUGCCAAAAAAUGUUCGAGAGUGUUUGACACAUGUUUGCAUUUUCUUUAAUAGGCUGUGCGGGAAGGAAUUAGAAUUGGAUAAGUUAGAUGCAUUACAUGAACAUGUAGUCAAAACAUUGUGCAACCUGGAAAAGUUUUUUCCGCCAUCUUUUUUCGACAUCAUGAUCCAUUUAAUGGUUCAUCUAGUGAGAGAAGCAAGGCUGUGUGGGUCGGUGUGGGCGAGAUGGAUGUAUCCAUUUGAAAGAAAUAUGAAGGUACUUAAAAGUUAUGUGCGUAACCACUAUCGGCCAGAAGCAUGUAUGGUUGAGUGCUACAUAUCUGAAGAGGCUGUGGAAUUUUGUUCAGAGUACAUGGCUGGAGUUGAGGCAAUAGGAAUUAGCAAACCAAGAACUGACCCAGAUGAUGUUGAUAGAGGAUUAAGGGGCAAAGGGACAAUGGUGACAGUGUCCAAGCUUGAACUAGAUCAAGCUCAAUUAGUCGUGAUGAACAAUAACGCAGAGGUUCAACCAUAUAUAACUGACCAUAUGGAGCUGUUACAAUCAAUGGUUCCAAGAAAUCAAAAAAAUAAACAAAAAUGGGUUGCAGACCAACAUCGUCAAACUUUCAUUGGGUGGUUAAGGAAUACCAUUAUAGCAAAGUUGAACGAACCGAAUCAUGGAGUAUCUGAUGUGUUGAGUCGUAUUGCCCUUGGACCAACUUUUGCGGUUGCAAAGCAUGAAGCGUACAUUAAUAACUGAAAUUAAUUAUUAAUGAUUAGUGGAGUUUGAAUAUCUUCAAUAUUCAUCCGUAGUGAAGUAGGUUCUGCGAAUAUAUGUGCUGCGGUGGGAUGGAUGAACAAACUACUGUUAUAUGUGUUAUUUGUCGUUAUACAGCCAUGUUCAAAAUUUUUGGGAUCAUUCAAUUACAACCGUUAUGCUGCCGAAAUUUUGGUAGAAAUUAGAUAAAAUUUGAUAUAUAUAUAUUAUGUUCUGUUUUGUUUAGGGUCCACUCGCUCAACCGCCCUCAAGACGUGAUGCGUCAAAGGGGAAAGCUCCGAUGCU